This is a messenger RNA of Cicer arietinum (chickpea), 3928 nucleotides long. RefSeq lists its product as uncharacterized. The record is from RefSeq and is a predicted model, not a curated record. Gene Ontology annotation, molecular function: protein binding. Lineage: Eukaryota; Viridiplantae; Streptophyta; Magnoliopsida; Fabales; Fabaceae.
GCCCCAACUACCCUCACACCUACGGUGUUGCCUGGCGUCCUCGCACAGCACGUCCGCACCACCCGAGGCUGCUCCUCUUGAGAAAAACACUCCAUCAACGUAAUCACCUUCUUUCUUCACUAACCCUGCCACGUUUACACCCUCAUUCCCUCACAAUCACAUUCAAACCUAACCAACCAAUCAAUGGCUUCUACAGCACCACACUCAAACAAAUAACAAUUUCAUUUCGUUUCGUUUCAUUUCAUUUCAUUUCAAUGCAAUGCAUUUCGCAAUGGAUUUCACAAAACACUCAACUAAAAAACUUCCCCCAAUCUUCACACGUCCUUUAACCUGGAUAACUUCCAACACCCCCCGCCACCAACGCCGCCAUUUCCCUCCACCACCACCGCCACCUCCACAUCCGCCUCCAGAUUCCAACAAACCUCCACUAACCUCCCUACCUUCCAUCCUCUCACACAAAAUUCUAGAUUCUUCUAAAUGCAAAUCAAUUUUACCUCAUUUAACCCCUCACCAAUUCGACACCUUAUUCUUCACUCAUCACUCCACCGUUAACCUCAAAACGACGCUCGAUUUCUUUCGUUUCGCUUCCAACCAAUUCAAGUUCUGCUUCACCGUUCGUUCCUAUUGCCUACUGAUUCGAUUGCUUCUAUGUUCCAAUCAUUUGCCGCGCGCUAGGUUUUUCAUGAAACGUUUAAUCGACGGCAACGUUUCCACGCCGUUACUUAACCGUGACGAUAGGCUUAGCGAAAUGGCUUCCUCGUUUCUUGAACUGAGUCGUUUAACGGAACGAAGUCACGGCGAAUUGGAUUUGUUGCUUCAUAUUCUUUGUUCGCAGUUUCAGCAUUUGGGAUUUCAUUGGGCUUUUGAUAUUUUCACAUUGUUCACUAGCAAUGGUGUUUUCCCUUCCCUUAAAACCUGCAAUUUUUUGUUGAGUUCUUUGGUGAAAUCCAAUGAGCUUCAUAAGAGUUAUCGAGUUUUUGAUGUGGUUUGUCGUGGUGGUGUUUCUCUUGAUGUUUACACCUUUUCGACCGCAAUUAACGCCUUUAGUAAAGGUGGAAAAAUUGAUGAUGCUGUUGGUUUGUUCUCUAAAAUGGAGGAACAAGGUGUUUUGCCUAAUGUGGUUACUUACAAUAACUUGAUUGAUGGGUUAUGUAAGAGUGGAAGGUUAGAAGAAGCUUUUAGGUUUAAAGAUAAGAUGGUUGAAAACAAAGUGAACCCUAGUUUAGUUACUUACGGGAUUUUUAUCAAUGGUUUGAUGAAGAAUGAGAAAUUCGAUGAGGCGAAUUCGGUUUUGGUAGAAAUGUAUAGCAAGGGGUUUUCCCCUAACGAGAUUGUUUUUAAUGCACUUAUUGAUGGGUAUUGCAGGAAAGGGAAUAUGAAUGUGGCGUUGAGGAUUAGGGAUGAUAUGAUGUCGAAGGGAAUGAAACCUAAUGCUGUUACUUUUAAUACUCUUUUACAGGGUUUUUGUAGGAGUAAUCAAAUGGAGCAAGCUGAGCAAGUGUUAGGGUACUUGUUAUCGAAUGGUUUGUCUGUUAACGAGGAUGCGUGUUCAUAUGUGAUUCACAUGUUAUGCAAUAGUUCCAAGUUUGAUUCGGUUUUUAAAAUUGUUAAGCAGUUAAUGUUGAGGAACAUUAAGGUUAAUGAUAGCUUGCUAACUUUGUUGGUUUGUGGACUUUGUAAUUGUGGAAAGCAUUUGGAGGCGAUUGAGCUUUGGUUUAGACUAGCAGAUAAAGGGGGAACAUUUGCAAUGAAUACGGCAACCUCAAAUGGGCUUCUCCAUGGACUUUGUGAAAGGGGGAACAUGGAAGAGGUCGUUGCGGUACUCAAAGAAAUGCUGGAGAGAGGUUUGGUACUUGAUGGGAUUUCCUACAACACACUUAUUUUUGGCUGGUGUAAAUCAGGUAAAAUUGAGGAAGCUUUUAAGCUUAAGGAAGAGAUGGUGAAUAAAGGAUUCAAGCCAGAUACUUAUACCUACAAUUUCCUAAUGAAAGGGUUAACUGAUAAGGGUAAAAUAGAUGAUGUUGAUAAGGUUUUGCACGAAGCCUUAGAACAUGGCAUGGUUCCAAAUGUCUAUACAUAUGCACUAAUGUUGGAAGGAUAUUGUAAGGCUGAUAGGAUUGACAAUGCUGUGAGUUUGUUCAACAACUUAGUUAAUAAGGAAGUAGAACUUAGUUCUGUUGUUUAUAACAUACUUAUUGCAGCCCAUAGUAAAGCUGGAAAUUUUAUGGAAGCCUUCAAACUCCGUGAUGCUAUGAAAAGUAGUGGCAUUCUUCCUACCAUUCAAACAUAUUCUUCUCUAAUACAUGGAAUGUGCCGUAUUGGCCGUGUUGAGGAAGCAAAGGAAAUUUUUGAAGAAAUAAGAAAUGAAGCAUUGUUGCCAAAUGUGUUUUGUUAUACUGCUCUAAUUGGUGGUUACUGUAAGUUAGGUCAGAUGGAUGCAGUGCCAAGUAUCUUACUGGAAAUGACUUCAAAAAGUAUACAGCCUAAUAAAAUUACCUACACUAUUAUGAUUCAUGGUUAUUGUAAAUUAGGAUACACGAAUGAAGCGACUAAGCUUUUAAAUGAGAUGAUAACAAAUGGAAUAUCACCUGAUACUGUUACUUAUAAUGUAUUGCAAAAAGGAUAUUGCAAUGUAAAGGAGCCCGAAGAGACUCUUCAAUGCGCUCAUAUGCCUGAUACAGAAGUACCCUUGGACGAAAUAACGUAUACCACAUUGGUUGACAAGUUGCAUCCACAUACAGAUGCAGCACUUAGUAAUCGAGAAUAAUUAGGAAUCAAAACAGUUGAUAGUUGACACUCAGUUGAUACCAGAACUCUAGUGGUUGAGACUGCCAUUGUUAAGCUUGAUUUUAAGCUCAUUGUUAAGCUUGAUUUUAAGCUCAUUGUUAAGCUUGGUCCAGACACGAUGGUUACUACCAACAGCUAAAGCAGCAUACUCUUGACUUGGCUUCCUAGUUGAACAAUAAGCCCUGGAUUUUAGAGAUUUGUUGAUGUUGCUUAUUUGGCGAUCAAUUCAAGCCAGCCCACCUUCUCAUGCAGGUAUAUAUAUAACAAGAGUGAUAUAGUCGAGCAUCAAAUGGUUUUCUUAUCCAUCUUCUUUUCCAUUUGAUGCGGUGAGGGCUCAUAGUUAGAUUAUUUUCCCCACACCCGCACACAAACAUAUGUGUGUAUCCAAUAUGGCAUUGCUUGGACGUCAGAUAUUGGAGAUAGCAUUAAAGAUUUGAAGAGACUAAUCGGGAUGUGUCUCCACCCAAGGAUUAUAGGCAAGAGGGGAACUUGAUGUAGAAAAAGCAAAAGCAAUAUUGCAGAGACUAUUUGAAGUAUAUACAAGGUACCUGCUGGUGGCAAGUGAACUUAAUAGACUUUCAAGUUUCAGGAUGCCCUGCAUUUAAGGAGCAUUUGAUUCUUUUGAUCCGUUUUAACAAUUUUGGAAGUUGUUCCCAACAUAGACUUUGAAAAUAUAUAGUUUUAAGAUACAAAAGUUUAUAAAUUUAAUAUACAUGCUGGAUCGCUGGCCAGUGAUGGAUGACCUUUGUUUUCGGGUCUUCAUUGUCCCGUCUGCACCUUUUGGAAUGACAUUGGAGGAAUUUUUAUAGAAGAGAAGACAUAAAAGAACAAGUGGAAAGAUGAAAGGGAAACCCCCAUCUUGACUGUAGAUAUGCAUACAAAUCCCUAGAAGUGUACUGUCUUUCUUUAUUUCAAUACAAAUAAAUUAUAUUAUAUAGAUAAAUUAACUUGAUUCUUUACCAGUGAAGAACAGAGAUUUUAAUACAUUAUUUGUACUUGGGGUAUUUGUAUGAGACACAUUUCUAAUUCUAUUAGUAGCCUGUUAUAAGUUUUUUGACUUUUAAACUUCUGUAUAUAAAUGUGAAGUUGAGAACUAUCCCAUCUAAGAUGGUAAGAUGGCUCAUGUGGUUGUUUUCUUUCA